This is a messenger RNA of Canis lupus familiaris (dog), 5973 nucleotides long. It is a transcript of the gene ARHGEF11, whose product is annotated as Rho guanine nucleotide exchange factor 11. The coding region runs from base 431 to 5119 and encodes 1562 amino acids. The transcript has 44 exons. Gene Ontology annotation, cellular component: cytoplasm. NCBI's taxonomy places the organism in Eukaryota, Metazoa, Chordata, Mammalia, Carnivora, Canidae. The record is from RefSeq and is a predicted model, not a curated record. Gene Ontology annotation, molecular function: G protein-coupled receptor binding; guanyl-nucleotide exchange factor activity. Gene Ontology annotation, biological process: G protein-coupled receptor signaling pathway; Rho protein signal transduction.
UCUACCUAGGCAAGAAGACAGAGCUCAUUCCCCCGUCCUAAUAAAAAAGUUUCCUUUUUAUCUUGUUUUUAACUACAACGGCAGGGACCUUCUGACUAAUGUCAUGUUCCUUGGAAAGAUUUAGGAACUGUGAUUCUAUGAGAGGGUUUUAUGAAAACAGAAUCGGCCUCGAGAGGCUCUUCAUUGGGUUGGGAAACGCUCCCGGGCGGGUACCCAGGUGCCCCGCGCAGCGGCGGAGGGUCAGAGCCCGGGGUGUGAGCCCCCCGGGCGGUGCUGUCGGACGUGGGGAGAACACGGGGAGCCGGCCGGUUUCAAGGGCUCCCGGCACCCAGGAAGGAGGCCGCACGGGUUUCUGGAGGAGAAGCUCACCCAGCCCGGAUCAGGACGUCAGAACUGCAGGAUCCUGGCUCUGCUGAGACCCUGAGAAACCAUGAGUGUGAGGUUGCCCCAGAGCAUAGACAGAUCAGCCAGUAAAAAGCAGUCUCACCUGUCCAGCCCCAUUGCAGCCUGGUUAAGUACCCUGUCUUUGGGAGAUCCAGCGCCUGAACGCAGGUCCCCUUCCCACCUCCGCCAGCCCUCUGACACCUCUGAGACAGCAGGUCUUGUUCAGCGCUGUGUCAUCAUCCAAAAGGACCAACAUGGCUUUGGCUUCACGGUCAGCGGGGAUCGCAUCGUUCUGGUGCAGUCUGUGCGGCCUGGAGGGGCAGCCAUGAGAGCUGGUGUCAAAGAGGGAGACCGGAUCAUCAAAGUGAAUGGCACCAUGGUGACCAACAGCUCACACCUGGAGGUAGUGAAGCUUAUCAAAUCUGGCGCCUACGUUGCACUGACCCUCCUGGGCUCUUCCCCCUUGUCCGUCGGUGUCUCUGGGCUGCAGCAGGACCCUGCCCCAGCCGGAGCCCCCCGAGUCACCCCCGUGGUCCCACCACCUCCGCCGCCGCCACCUCUGCCCCCCCCACAGCGCAUCACGGGGCCCAGACCUCUGCAGGAUCCUGAAUUCCAGAAACAUGCCACCCAGAUCCUUCGGAAUAUGCUGAGGCAGGAGGAAAAGGAGUUACAGCGUAUCUGUGAGGUGUACAGCCGGAACCCUGCCAGCCCACUGGAGGAGCAGAUCGAAGGUGCCCGGAGGCGCGUCACGCAGUUACAGCUGAAGAUUCAGCAGGAGAUGGGUGGCUUCGUGGACAUACCCACCCUAUACAGUGACACCAGCCAGAGAGCAUCAGAAGGCCGACUCUCUCUGGAUUCCCAGGAGGGGGACAGUGGCAUGGACUCUGGGACGGAACGCCUCCCCUCCCUCAGUGAGGCACUGAUGAAUCGGAACUCGGCACUGUCGGACCCUGGGCUGGACAGUCCCCGAACCUCGCCUGUUAUCAUGGCCAGGGUGGCCCAGCACCACCGGCGGCAGGGCUCGGAUGCACCAGGGCCCAGCACCAGUGAGCAGGGCACAGACCAGAGCCCAAAGCCUUUAAUCAUUGGUCCAGAGGAAGACUACGACCCGGGUUAUUUCAACAACGAGAGCGACAUCGUGUUCCAAGACCUUGAGAAGCUGAAGGCACGGCCAGCUCACCUGGGUGUUUUCCUGCGGUAUAUCUUCUCUCAGGCAGACCCCAGUCCGCUGCUUUUUUACUUGUGCGCAGAGGUUUAUCAGCAGACAAACCCCAAGGAUUCCCGAGGCUUAGGAAAAGACAUCUGGAAUAUUUUCCUGGAGAAGAAUGCGCCACUGAGAGUAAAGGUCCCAGAGAUGCUGCAAGCUGAAAUUGACUUGCGUCUGCGCGGCAGUGAGGACAUUCGCGCUGCCCUCCAUGAAGCCCAGGAGGCGGCCAUGCCUGAGAUCCAGGAGCAGAUCCAGGACUACAGAACAAAGCGCACCCUGGGGCUGGGCAGUCUGUACGGUGAGAACGACCUGCUGGACCUGGACGGGGACCCUCUCCGAGAACGCCAUGUGGCUGAGAAGCAGCUGGCUGCGCUGGGAGACAUCCUGUCCAAGUAUGAGGAGGACAGAAGCGCCCCCAUGGACUUCGCCCUCAAUACCUACAUGAACCAUGCCGGGCUCCGUGUCCGAGAUGCGCGGUCUUCCAGCCUGGCUGAAAAGGCCCAGGCUGCACCUGACAAGGACAAGUGGCUGCCCUUCUUCCCAAAGACCAAGAAGCAGAGUAGCAACUCCAAAAAAGACAAGGAUGCCUUGGAGGACAAGAGGCGGAACCCGAUCCUCAAGUACAUUGGGAAGCCCAAAAGCUCGUCGCAGAGCACAUUUCAUAUUCCCUUGUCCCCUGUGGAAGUCAAACCAGGCAACGUGAGGAACAUCAUUCAGCACUUUGAGAACAACCAGCCGUAUGAUGCCCCAGAGCCUGGGACGCAGCGGCUCUCCACAGGAAGUUUUCCUGAGGACCUGCUGGAAAGUGACAGCUCCCGCUCAGAGAUUCGCUUGGGCCGUUCCGAGAGCUUGAAGGGUCGGGAGGAGAUGAAGCGGUCUCGGAAGGCAGAGAACGUGCCCCGCUCUCGCAGCGACGUGGACAUGGAUGCAGCUGCAGAGGCGGCCCGCCUCCAUCAGUCCGCCUCCUCCUCUGCCUCCAGCCUCUCCACCAGGUCUCUGGAGAACCCAACCCCUCCCUUCACCCCCAAAAUGGGCCGCAGGAGCAUUGAGUCCCCCAGCCUGGGCUUCUGCACUGACGCCCUCCUCCCUCACCUCCUGGAGGAUGACUUGGGUCAGCUGUCUGACCUAGAGCCCGAGCCUGACACCCAGAACUGGCAGCACACGGUGGGCAAGGACGUGGUGGCCGGCCUGAGCCAGAGGGAGAUCGACCGGCAGGAGGUCAUCAACGAGCUAUUUGUGACAGAGGCCUCCCAUCUGCGCACGCUCCGGGUACUGGACCUUAUCUUCUACCAGCGGAUGAAGAAGGAGAACCUUAUGCCUCGGGAGGAGCUGGCCCGGCUCUUCCCCAACCUGCCCGAGCUCAUAGAGAUCCACAAUUCCUGGUGUGAGGCCAUGAGGAAGCUCCGAGAGGAGGGCCCUAUUAUCAGAGAGAUCGGAGACCUCAUGCUGGCUCGGUUUGAUGGCCCCGCCCGGGAGGAGCUCCAGCAGGUGGCCGCCCAGUUCUGCUCCUACCAGUCCAUAGCCCUGGGACUCAUCAAGACCAAGCAGCGCAAGGAGAGCCGCUUUCAGCUGUUCAUGCAGGAAGCUGAGAGCCACCCUCAGUGCCGGCGGCUGCAGCUCAGAGACCUCAUCAUCUCGGAGAUGCAGCGGCUCACCAAGUAUCCCCUGCUGCUGGAGAGCGUCCUCAAGCACACAGAGGGUGGUACCUCUGAGCAUGAGAAGCUCUGCCGGGCUCGGGAUCAGUGCCGGGAAAUUCUCAAGUACGUGAAUGAAGCAGUGAAGCAGACAGAGAACCAGCACCGGCUAGAAGGCUACCAGAAACGCCUGGACACCACCUCCCUAGAGAGGGCCAGCAACCCCUUGGCAGCAGAGUUCAAGAGCUUGGAUCUUACAGCUAGAAGGAUGGUCCAUGAGGGGCCCCUGACCUGGAGGAUCAGCAAGGAUAAGAGCUUGGACCUCCACGUGCUGCUGCUGGAGGACCUCCUGGUGCUGUUGCAGAAGCAGGAUGAGAAACUGAUGCUCAAGUGCCACAGCAAGACAGCUGCGGGCACCUCGGACAACAAGCAGACCUUCAGCCCGGUACUCAAGCUCAAUGCUGUGCUCAUCCGCUCUGUGGCCACAGAUAAACGGGCCUUUUUCAUCAUCUGCACAUCAGAGCUGGGCCCCCCCCAGAUCUAUGAGCUGGUGGCAUUGACGUCGUCAGACAAGAACACAUGGAUGGAGCUCUUGGAGGAGGCCGUGCGGAACGCCACCCGGCACCCCAUUGCUGCCCCAGUGCUCGCCCAUCCCCCACCCCCAGAUGCCCAGGAGCCAGCACACCAGAGCCCCAUACCCACCAGGGUAGGUCUGGACAGCUCAGAGGUGUUCCACAGCGAACCAGAAUCCGGGUUGCUGCCUGGAGGCCCUGGGCCCCAGCAGAGGGUCAGGGGGAAGCACCCGGGCCAGCUAGAGGAUCCUGAGCAGGAAAGCAGCAUAGAGGAGGAGCUGGGUGCCCUUCCUCACCCCUCUGCAUCCCUGGAUGGAGAGAGCAGGGGUGGCCGGACACGGGGACCCAUCCUCCUGCCCCUCCCAGGCCCUCUGUUCAUGGAAGGGCUCGCCGACUCAGCCCUGGAAGAUGUGGAGAGACUGCGGCACCUGAUCCUAUGCAGCCUGCUGCCUGGUCACCGCUCCGAAGCACAGCCCACCAGUGAGCCCGAGGAUGACCUGACACCUACACCUUCUCUCGUGAGCAGCGCCUGUCACACUGGGGACCCCAGCUCUCCAGGACGAGCUCCCCAUGGGGGUGAAGGGCCAGAGCAGGAGGACAUGGCUCUCUGUUCUCUGGAACGCCUGCCCCCACGGGCCAGGAAUUCUGGGAUCUGGGAGUCCCCAGAGUUGGACAGGAACCCAGAGGAAGAGGCUUCAGGGACAGAGGCAGCAGGAAGUUACAAAGUUGUGAGAAAAGCUGAGGUGGUGGGCAGCAGGGCUGUCACUGCGCUACCAGAGAGCCAGUCAGGGCCUGAGCCGCCCGAAGUGGAAGGCGGAGCCAAGGCUGCGGGAAACUGCUUUUAUGUCAGCAUGCCAGCAGGACCCCCCGACUCCACCACUGAGCCCUCCCAGCCCAACAGCCUCCCUGUCUGGCAGACAGAACCAGAACCACAGGCCCAGCUUCAGGGAGGCAGUGGAGGCUGCAGGCGCCCCAGCCGCUCCCCACCCAGCAUGGCCCUCAGGGACGUGGGCAAUAUCUUCCACACCAUCGAGCAACUCACCGUCAAGCUCAACAGGCUCAAGGACAUGGAGCUUGCCCACAGGGAGCUGCUCAGGUCGCUUGCAGGAGAGUCGUCCGGUGGCACCACACCUGUGGGCAGCUUCCACACCGAGGCGGCCAGAUGGACAGACCACUCCCUGUCACCUCCAGCCAGGGAACCUCUGGCCUCUGACUCCAGGGACAGCCAUCAGCCAGGGCCAUGCUCUGAGGACGGUGAGGGAGGCUCCAAUACCCCCCUGGAAGAUGGCACAACACACGCAGCCUCAUCCCCGGGACUGUAGCUGUGCAAACCUCCAGAUUGCCUGCAUCAUCCCCACUCCUCCUCUGGGGACCGGCCCAGGGAGGGGCACAUGGCAGGGAGACCCCAGGGGAGCCCCGCAUGUCCUUGGUCUGCUCAUGUCUGGGUUGAGUUCCAGUGUCUUCUCCCUCCAGCCGUUCUCCCACCCCCCCACUCCCCCACCAGGGCCUCUCCUGAGCAUGCGGACUGCAUCUGCAAGGCCCCCAGACACACAGGUGAAAGGAGGAGGCUCUGUGUACAUGCACUUUCUUCCUCCCUCCUUUGUAGGACCCCAGGGCUGAGGUGGGGUACCUCCGCCUCUCCCUUCUUUGUCACUUUGGUUUCCUAUAAAUAUGUAUGUACUGUAUGUGCAUCUUGCUUUGUAAAUAACUUUGACCUGUUUUGUUUCUGUUCCUGGGGGGCCAGAGGCAGUUACAGAAGGGACAGCUCACAUCUCCUAGUUACAGCCCCACCCAGAGUCAGGGCCCCAAGGGGGACCCAGCCCUGGGCACCCAGGUCCCAGCCCACCUGGCUUGAGAGCCCAGUCCCUGCGGCCUGGGCUCUGAGGAUGCAUCUUCUUCGGGAGAAUCCCUGACCCUACUUCUGUCCACCCCUCCCCAUUCUCUCCCUAGAGGAAACCAGUAUAUCAGGUACGGCCCUAAAAACCAGGCCCCAGGAUGAGAGGCAGGGGGUGUGAAUGCUGGAAUCCCCAUGUUAACCCAGGACCAUCUCCAGAGCCACUGCAGCAUCGGCCGUUUGUCCCAUGCCAGCCCCCCCUAGAAUAUCCACACUGUGCUAGGUGUAUAUAUACAUAUAUAUAUAAAUAUAUAUAUAAUAUAUAAAAUAUAGAGAUGGAAA